CCAGAGUAUUACGAACGCUCGUAUCGCCGAAUAAAUCGAGAGAGAAAGUAAUCGGCCCCACCUGGUCAGGGAACCUCACGCGCCGAAGUGCGACGUGCGCCCGAACACCAACCAGCCACCGCAAUUCACAAGAAAACGCGCUUCGACACCAACAGCACACUUCAAACAACGACCGCGUGCUGAUAACAACGAAUUUUUGAUUUUUAUUUUAUUUUAUUCCACAAUGUUUUAUUUCUGACGGUUGGGAACAUUUUAAAUAUUAGUGAAUAAUCAGAUUAAAUCAGUGAUUAAAUUAAGGUAAUAAUUUUAAGGGGUGAAAAAUUAUUUAUUUGAAAAUGGCGCGGAUAACAGCGUGGCUGUUCGUGAUAGCAUGCGUGUAUAGACAUGUUGGUGUGUUCGCGAGUGAAGAUAUUGAUAACGCGCCGAGCGAUAAAGCGCAAAGUUUGGCGAAAGCCUUGGAUUUUUAUAAUACGGAACUCCUCGCUCAGAAUUUCCCGAAUAUCAUCAAGGGUUUGACUGGUGGAUGUGUUGAAGAUGUGGAAAAAUACAUUAAAGGAUUGAAGAGUACUGAAAGCUGGGCUUUAAAAAUGGACGAUGCAAGUGGCAGAUAUUCCACUGGUUGGUUCUGGGGCAAUCACUUCUGGACAGGUUCCCAAUCCCUGUGUGAAAACAUCGCGCCCAAAGGCGGCAGUUUCAUUACUGCGAACGAUACAACCGCACGUGUCCAACGCAAUGUCGACGGUAAACCCACCACAACGAAAUUAAACAAUCCCAGUGCGGGAUCAGGCUACACACCCGGAAAACUACUUUAUACUUCAAUUCCGCCAUUCAGCGUGUCCUUCUUUAUGUUGAGGGUUAAUUUAAACUCUAGCUUUACUUCUGAGGAGCGGAUUUUACAUGUUGGGCUGUGUAUGCCUGAAACUUGUAAUGAUGAUGAUGUUAAGUUUAUUCUCGAGGAGACUUCGAAAUUGUCGAAGACGAUUACGCUUAAAGUGGAAGCCGUGAGAUCACCACUGCAUCAUUAUUCAUUGUGGAAUGAUACAACGUUUAAAAUUUUAUGUGCUGUGACUGCAUUUGUAAUAAUGAUGCUAACAGUAGGCACAUCCUACGACCUCUACCUCAAACACAUCGAAGACUCCAAACGUGUGCUCACCAUCAACUGCACCACAUACACCAACCCCAACAAAAUGAACGACAGGAUCCUGGACAUGCAUAUCCAAGACAAAACGAAAAACAAGUGCAAUCUGUACGUUGUUAAUAAUAAUAACGGACCUGAACCAAUGGAGUCUAUGCCAUUGGGAGAAGAACAUCUUUGUUUGUCUAUUUUAAAGGACUUAAUUCUUUCAUUUUCCGUGCGGAUUAACAUGAAACACAUCUGUGACCGUAGUGUUGGCAGCGAUACAAUUUCAGUCAUCCACGGUUUGAAAUCCAUCAGUAUGGCCUGGGUUAUUUUGGGUCAUACAUGUCUAGUUGCAUUCAAAUACUCAGAUAAUAUGGAAUACCGCAAAGUGGUACAGAAAGAGUUCCUCUUUCAGACUGUUACCAAUGGCGCCUUCAGUGUGGACACAUUUUUCUUUACAAGUGGAUUAUUAGUGUCGUUUUUGUACUUUAGGACUAAUGCGAAAGGCAAAUUGGAUACUUUGGGACAGAAAGGAUUGUUAUCCGGAAUCUUUCAUUUCUUUGGUUUAAUUUUCUAUCGUUUUGCGAGAUUGACAGGGCCUUAUCUAUAUGUCCUUGGCGUUGUUGAAGUUACCAUGAAAUGGUUCAAUUACAACUCUAUCUUUGAACCACCAACAAUGGAUCACGAAAAUUGCCCGCAGUACUGGUGGAGAAACAUUUUAUACAUCAACACGUUAUUCCCUGUUGAUCAAAUGUGUAUGUUAUGGAGUUGGUACCUCUCUGACGAUACGCAAUUCUAUGUUGUUGGAGCAAUAAUGCUCAUCUUAGCAACCAGCCAUUUUAAAAGUGCUGCAACCCUAUUAGCAGUCUUCAUGUUCAGUUCCUGGGGCACCACUGCUUACGUCGCUUUCAUCAACAGUCAUCUUCCAUCCACAGAUGAUCCUCUAGCUCUAUUUGAUAAAAUCUACGAUAAACCUUAUACUCGCCUGGGUCCAUAUUUAAUCGGGAUGUGUGCUGGAUGGAUUCUGUUCAAAACCAACUGUCGUAUCAAGAUGUCACGCUGGGUCGUCGCCAUUGGAUGGACAUUAGCAUCUGCGUGUUUGUUGUCUUUGGUUUAUGGAUUAUAUGAAGCUGAUUUAUCACCUGUUGCCGGCGCUGCUUACAGUAGUUUGAGUCAUUCUGCGUGGGCACUUGGUUUGGCAUGGAUUGUAAUUGCUUGCACUACAGGUUAUGGAGGAGUUGCGAAUUCAAUUCUAUCAGCAACAAUUCUCUACCCAUUCAGUAGAGUUACUUACUGCGCUUAUCUCUUACAUCCGAUUGUGAUAAGAAUGAUGGCGAUGAACAUGGACAGCCCUCUGCAUCUUGGCAAAGAAGUAGUGGUAAUUCUGUACCUGGGACAACUUGUCGCUUCCUACGCGUUGGGUUUCAUCGUUUCGGUGUCCUUCGAAGCGCCGGUUGUUUCGAUGCUUCGUAUUCUUUCACGCAUCCAGCCGAAACGUAAAACCAACUUGCAAACCACGUAGAAGUUGAAGCAGAUUCCCCAACGAGGGAAUUUAACACAUUGUGAUGACAAAGAAACUUUGUAACUUUAAGAAACUAGUGUCUAGCGUUAAACGUUUACCCUUUUUACCUUACAUGACUGCGUUUGCUGUAUGUUGUAUGUAUUUAAGUUAUUAUUACUAAUCGUUUAUCCUGUUGUUGCAUCUUCAAAAAAUGUCUUGUAGAUAAGAAAACUAGGCGUUGAUAAGUUGAAUUAAACAUAAGAAAAAUGACAAAAAGCAAAUAAGACAAAAACGAAGCAAAUAAAAGAAUGUUAGACAAAUAUUAGACUUUAAAAUAGCUCAAAAUGUUAUAUAUUUAAGUAUUUCGAUGAUGUAAGAUGUAAAUGUUACGAUAAUUGAAGUAGAUAAUAUUUUUGUACGGAUAUGUUUGCACGAUUAUAAAUAAAUGCCAAAAUUAUGCUGUAA
This is a messenger RNA of Dalotia coriaria, 3086 nucleotides long. RefSeq names its product nose resistant to fluoxetine protein 6. NCBI's taxonomy places the organism in Eukaryota, Metazoa, Arthropoda, Insecta, Coleoptera, Staphylinidae. The coding region runs from base 336 to 2642 and encodes 768 amino acids. The record is from RefSeq and is a predicted model, not a curated record. The transcript is spliced from 8 exons. Gene Ontology annotation, molecular function: acyltransferase activity, transferring groups other than amino-acyl groups.